GAUCGAAAAAAAAACAACACCAUUAUGACUGAAAACUUGGAAAAUAAACAAGAGAAGGAACAACACAUCAAAACUGGGAAGCUCAAAACUGUUAAGAAGCCCUAUGAUAGAGAAAACCUAAAAAAGGCUUAUGAGGCUACACUCUCUGGCAUGUCAGUGUACAAAGCCUCCAAAAUCUUCAAUGUACCAGAAUCCACCCUUAGAGAUAGAACCAGAAACAAGGUUUCUGUAGAUUGUUCCCGUGGAGCAGCGCGACUUUUUACUGAGGAAGAGGAGAAGUCAUUGGUUGACUAUCUUGUUUAUAUGUCAACAAUUGGUUAUUGCUACUGUAUAACUGAAAUACAGGAUAUUGCUGCCAUUUAUGCACGAUCAAUAGGAAAAUCUGUCAGGGCAAAGGCAGGACUAAGUCAAGGAUGGGUUUACUCAUUCAUCAAAAGAUGGGAUGUACUGGACUUUGUGAAUGUACAGAAACGAGCCAAGUGUGCAUCUGAAGAAACUUUAAGGAGCUAUUUCAGUGAGCUUCAGAAUGUUUUAAUUGAAAAUGAUUUGAUGAAUUCACCAGAGAGAAUUUAUUAUAUUGGUGAAUGUGAAAUUUCAGCAGAAUAUAAACCUUGUGAAAUUGCAUAUGCUGAAGUUACCAAAAGUAAAUCUGUUAAUUCUAAAAAGUCAAAGACAGUGACUGUAAUAGGUUCAGCAAAUGCAAAUGGAAAUCACAUUCCACCAUUCUACAUUUUCCCAGGGAAGCGAUGGUUUGGAAAUCUUUUAGAUGGUGCUGCUCCAGAUGCAGAUGGGGAUAUGUCUGAGAGUGGUUUUGUUCGGGGUUUGUUUGAAGACUACAUAACAGGUCAUUUUGCAAAGCAUACUACACUUUGUAAUGAGUCAGAGAGGCCUAAAAUUCUAGUACUGUAUGAUGGACACAAGUUACAUUUAUCACUGACCCUAUCUAAUUGGGCCAAGGAACACAACAUUAUACUCUUUGUCCUACCACACCAUUGUUCUCACCUGGAUCAACCCCUACAGGAGAUCUUUGGUUCUAUGAAGACUUACUAUUUCAAGGAAUGUAAGACAUAUGUGCACAAAAAUCCUGGUGUUGAUGUAACAAGGUAUGAUGUGGCUAGAUUAACAUCAAAACCAUAUGCAAAGGCAUUUACGCAUAAUAAUAUAUGUAGUGCAUUUGAAAAAGAGGGCAUAUACCCAUUCAGUGCUGAUGUUGCUCAGUGUGGAAAUGUCGCAUCAGAAAUAGAUAGUAGUGACACUGAACAGACUGAAACAGUAUCUACAUAACCAGUUAAAUGCCUGACAAAUUUCCAAAUUUCUAGCAGUUGAAAAUAUCAUUAGUGAACGAAAACAGACAAUAGAAAUUCACACUUCCUAAAAGUCUAGGGUAAUCUGUUUCAAGACAAACAUAUGGUAGUUUAAUUACUAAAUAUCUAUGUGAAGAAUGCUGUCCAAUUGGAGAAAGAAAUCUUAGUUGAUAUUAACAAAUUAAAAUGCAGUAGAAUGGUAACUGAUAGAAACGUAUAUAUGUUGUUUUGUGGUAAAAUUUGAUUUUAAUAAAUAUGUAUUUUUUUAAGUGACAU
Messenger RNA from Ruditapes philippinarum (Manila clam), 1580 nucleotides. RefSeq lists its product as uncharacterized. The record is from RefSeq and is a predicted model, not a curated record. The transcript has 3 exons. The coding region runs from base 25 to 1284 and encodes 419 amino acids. Gene Ontology annotation, molecular function: DNA binding. Lineage: Eukaryota; Metazoa; Mollusca; Bivalvia; Venerida; Veneridae. Gene Ontology annotation, cellular component: nucleus.